This is a messenger RNA of Penicillium cinerascens, 1515 nucleotides long. RefSeq names its product MFS transporter. The transcript is spliced from 4 exons. The record is from RefSeq and is a predicted model, not a curated record. Gene Ontology annotation, molecular function: transmembrane transporter activity. The coding region runs from base 1 to 1515 and encodes 504 amino acids. Gene Ontology annotation, cellular component: membrane. Gene Ontology annotation, biological process: transmembrane transport. NCBI's taxonomy places the organism in Eukaryota, Fungi, Ascomycota, Eurotiomycetes, Eurotiales, Aspergillaceae.
AUGACAUUAGGACGGUUGAUGCCGCCGUAUCACCUUGGUGAACGGCUGGGCACCAAAGCCAACCUCAAUCUGAUUCUCAUGACAACGACCCUCGUCAACUUUUUGGAUCUGUUUCAGCUCUCAGCCGUCCUUUUUGGUCUCCCAGAUAUUGAAAAAGCAUUGGAUUUUACUAGCGAAGAUAUCAAUUGGGUGCUGAUUGUUUACAAUAUUACUUUUGCCGCCUUCCUCCUCAUCGGGGGCCAGUUGGGCCAGAGAUUUGGUUUGGAGAGGACAUUCAUUUCGGGCGCAGCAACCCUUACAAUAUCCAAUAUUAUCAACACAGCGGCACCCAACAAAGCGGCUCUGCUUGCCGGUCGUGCGAUUUCUGGGAUUGGAGCGGGACUGACUGCACCCAAUGGACUUGCGAUCCUGAGCAGGACCUUUCCAGAUGGCGAAGCUCGAAACAAGGCACUGGCAAUCUACACAGCUUGUGCACCUUUAGGAUCCACCAUCGGCACUGUGGUCGGGUCCCUUCUCUCCUCGUCUGAUGCUGGCUGGAGAUCUAUAUUCUGGCUAUGUCUAAUCCUCACCGGGCUGGCGCUUGUUCUAGCAUGCCUAUUUUUACCCUCGUUUGCCAAGAAAAGUGAUGUUCCAAUCGACAUAGUGGGAAGUGUGGUUUUUGUGAUUGGAAUCGCUCUGCUAGUUUACGGCCUCAACGACAGCCCAAGAAGCGGAUGGACCUCAGCGUCCGUCCUUGUGGGGAUAAUACUAGGAGCAUGUCUAUUGGUUGUCUUUAUCUUUAUUGAGAUGAAGGUUGCCAAUCCAUGUAUUCCUCGAUAUGUUUGGAAGAGCCUACCUUUCUUCCUCAUGCUUGUCGCUGUCUUUGCCUUUGGUGGAAGCUUUAGUUCGUGGUUCUUCAUUACUACGCAACUCUGUGUCAACCUACUGGGCUACACACCGGUUCUCACUGCGGUUUAUUUCUUGCCAGGUGCAUUUUCAGCAAUUGUCAGCGGGGUGUUGUCCGCUCCCAUGAUCAAGUUCACUGGAGAGAAGAUGACGCUGGUCAUUGGCCUUGCCAUUACAGCAGCCGGUGCUGUAGCUUGGGCAUUUGCAACCCCCGGGCUAGCCGGAGGAACCGGUCAUGAUGAUGGAUACUGGUACUCCAUUGUGGCCGCCAUCAUCUUUGUCUGUGGCAGCCCGGUUGCAAUGGUUCCAGCCCAAAGCAUUCUACUUCGGCAGGUCGAAACAACCAACCAUGCUGUGGCUAGUGCGCUAUUUAACACUGCUUAUCAAGUCGGGGCUAGUGUUCUUCUGGCCGGUGCAAACGCCUUCAUGAAUGGAAGUCGAAAGCCCAUUCAUGGAAUCAUGAUGGUAUCGAUGACUGGUUACAGAAACGCGUAUUGGCUACUAACCGGAGUACUCGGGGCCGCUGCAAUUAUAAUAGCUGUUUGUUACUGGCCUCGAGGAGCAAAACAGCCAGAGGGCCUCGUGGAGGAAGCUAUUGCAGACGGGGAAGAACAGACAGUGAAGGCUUAG